AACCACCCGAAGAGAAAAAAAGAAGGGGAACCCAGCCAUGCCUUGGAAAACCGGUGAGAAAGCUUGAUUUUUCCCUUCUUUUUUUGUCCAAGAACCUGAUUUGAAACCCAGAAAUUCUUUCCCCUUGCUGGAAAUCCAGAUCUGCUCUGCUCUGUCUUCCUCACCUCCAGCUGCCCUUGAUUUUGGGUGAAUUCUGGGCAUUUUUUCGGUAAGAACAGCCCCUAAUUUCCUUUGUUCUUGCUUGAAUUGGCUUGGGUUAACUUUGAUUGCUCUUAUUUCCUUCAAUUUUGGGUAGUUCCGUGAGCUUCCCCCCGCAGAUCCCGCCGGCCUUCCCCAAUCUGCUAGCUCCGGUUCCUUGCUUGUAAAUUCUGGAAAUGGAGAUAAUUUCGGUAGCUUUAAGAUGAGAUUUAAGCAUUAAUUUAAGUGGGAUUUAUGUGAUUGAGUGUUAAUUGACUGCUGUGAUUUUUGGAGUGAAAUCCCGUGAGAUUAGCUAGUGUUUUGGCCAAUUUUGGAAGUGGAGUUACUGUUCACGUCGGGGUCACUGUUCACGUCGGGGUCACUGUUCACCUGCACUGUUCACUGGUUACUGUUCACACCCCGAGGGCCAACAAUUAACGGGAAUUUAAAUGAUUAGUUUGUGAUAUGAGAACGAAUUUGGAGAUGUCCGAUCAUGUGGAAAGUGAUAGAAAUAGCAUUGUGAUUAGGAAUGAUCCUAAUGAUGAUUUCAGCUUGAAUUUGUGAUAGUACGAUAUUAAUUGUGGUAUAUUUUGAUUAGGUUCCUGAUCAUUUUGUCAGUUUAGCACGUGAAUUGAGUGCUCGGUUUUAUGCAAGUAAGGAUGUGAAAUCGAGGACGGGAGAACCACGAGAAGUGACGAGUUAGAAAGCUAGCCAUUUCGGAAUUGGAUAUAAAUUUUAGAAAUAAAUCAUGAUCUUGUAUUUGGAAAUUUUAUGAUAUCAGAGAGAAAUUUAUAAUUUGAUCUUCAGAUUUUAGUGGUAUCAGAGUGUGGUGUGAUAAGUUCCGAGCCUUGUGCAUUUGUGGAACCCGUCUCACGAGUGCACGGCGUCUGUCGCGUCUCGAAAUUGGGUUUUGGGGCGUGACAAAUAAAGUGGUAUCAGAGCUUAGGUUGAAAUACAGAGCUUGGUUUAAAUUAAGAGUUUUGGAUUAAAUUAAGCACCUCCAGAUUGAGUGGCAUUAGAGCAGAUUGAGUGAUAUCCGAGCCUAGGUUUAAUUGAAUACCUAGGAUUUGUUUUGGACUUGGCUAGCCAGUGGAUUUUAGAACCGUGGUGAGACGAGUGAUGGGGUAUAUAAGGAACGAUUCUGAUUCGUGUUGCCUGAAUAUUCUAAUCCAUUCUGAUAAGAUGGAUAUCUGAUUGUUCUUGUUUCCUGCCUUUAUAUACCCUGUGUAGAUCCAUGAGAUUAAUCUUGUCCGCCAUGUUCUUAAGACCUUUGGAAGAUGGGCAACCCUCUACUUUGCAAGAGAUUCAAGGCUAUUUUAGCAAAUGUUGUGUGUUUUCUAGCUACGUUUUAGGAGCUGGAUAACUUGGUAAUUCCGUUGCUCCUUAUCUUCUGAAAGUCUUAUAGUGAAGUUUCACUUUUUCCAUUUAGAGCUUCAUGGUCUUUUCAUGUGGCUCAUUUUUUUCUAUAUUGGUUAAUCAAGAACAGUGAUCAUUCAAUUGAAAUUGUCAUCUUUUUGUAAAGAUUGGCAAGUUGUCAUAAAGUUAGACUCUUCAUUGUUGCUAAUCUUUACAUUCUUGAUACCUGGAAAUUGCUUGAAACUCUUGAAAUCCGUCUUGAAUCUUUCUUGAUAUUGCUUGUGCUUGUUCUUGAAACUGAAAUCCAGAAAUGGAUAAUGAUUAUCGAAGUCCUCAUUAUCUUGAUACUUGUCUGAAAUUGAUUCUUGCACUGUUCUUAAAAUCUAUUUUGAGUUGACCUUGAAAACCAUUCUUGUUCUGACCCUUGUUCUUGCUCAAAUUCUGUAUAUUGCUCUUGCUCAAAUCUUGCAUAUUUUGCUCGUUCUUGUUUCUGUAUACCUGAUGAUCUUCUUGAUUUUUUAUUUUGUUCAUAUGGACACCUCUUUAGGAGGGGUGACGAUUCAGAAGAUACCUAUAUGAGAAUUUACAAGGCAUCCAUGCACUUGUUCAUUCAUUCAUGAUUCAUAUAUUUAUUGGAUGCUUAUCUGUCUUUGAAAGAGUUCAAAGUUUUGUUGUACUUGUCUUUAAAUCCAUGCCAUUCUUUGUCAACUCGUCUUGUGAUGGGUUCGAAGCGUAACCCCACAAUUGUUCUUUUGUGGCUUUGGCAGGAUUUAUUUUUAUUCCUUGUGCUUCUCAUAUCACCCCAACCUCCAGUAGCUUGUUUCAUGGUAAAUCCUAUUAAGUGAUUAAUGUUCUGCUUUUAAGAUUAGUCGUGAUUUGUUAUCAGAGUGGCGCAGAGGAAGCAUAGUAAGCCAUGUCUGUUCAUAGAAAGUUAGUGAGGCAUUUGUUUGUCUUGGAUUGUGUGAAGCCAUUCACCAGUCUAGAUGAUCCUCAAUUUGAGUUUUGGGGACAAAACUCCUUUUUAGGAGGGGUGGAUGUAAUACCCCAAAAUUUUGUGCUAUUUUAACUUUUAACCCGUGUGUUCUGCUCUUUUUCUUGUCUUCCCGCUGCAGCCACCCGAAGAGAAAAAAAAAGGGGGAACCCAGCCAUGCCUUGGAAAACCGGUGAGAAAGCUUGAUUUUUCCCUUCUUUUCUUGUCCAAGAACCUGAUUUGAAACCCAGAAAUUCUUUCCCCUUGCUGGAAAUCCAGAUCUGCUCUGCUCUGUCUUCCUCACCGCCAGCUGCCCUUGAUUUUGGGUGAAUUCUGGGCAUUUUUUCGGUAAGAACAGCCCCUAAUUUCCUUUGUUCUUGCUUGAAUUGGCUUGGAAAUAAAUCAUGAUCUUGUAUUUGGAAAUUUUAUGAUAUCAGAGAGAAAUUUAUAAUUUGAUCUUCAGAUUUUGGUGGUAUCAGAGUGUGGUGUGAUAAGUUCUGAGUCUUGUGCAUUUGUGGGACCCGUCUCACGAGUGCACGGCGUCUGUCGCGUCUCGAAAUUGGGUUUUGAGGCAUGACAGUGAGAG
Molecule: messenger RNA, 3089 nt
Organism: Rubroshorea leprosula
Lineage: Eukaryota; Viridiplantae; Streptophyta; Magnoliopsida; Malvales; Dipterocarpaceae
Source: the annotation of a GenBank genome assembly